AUGCAGCCUCCCCCCCUCCGACUAACAGACCUACCAGCCCUAAUCUGGCACUUCACCGAGAGCAACUUCACGACAUUCGUACUCCCCAACACGGCCUUCGCACCCCACGCAUCCUCCCUCUUCAACUGGACCAACCUCCUAGUCUUCGAUCUCGCCAACCAACGCCUCGCCGAAUCCAUCCGCGAAGACCAUCUAAACAAGCCCUGGCGCCCGCUCCCUCGCGCCCGAAUCACCCCCCGACAAGCGCAGCAUCUCCUCCUCGGCACAAUCCCCACGACCAUUGCGAUCAGCUGGAUCUUGGGGGUCCGCAAUGAAAGUAUCACUAUCGGGCUCCUCUGCUGUAUAUAUAAUGACCUCCGGGGCGGGGAUGAACUGGCCCGGGAUCCGAUCAUCGCGGUGGCGUAUAGCAUCUUCCUCGCGAGUUCGGUACGCAUUGCCAUCGGUGAUCCAACCGCUGAUCUCUCCCCCACGGGGUAUAAAUGGCUAGGGAUGAUCGCUGGUGUGAUUGUGACGACGAUGCAGAUCCAGGAUUUGAAAGAUCAGACGGGAGAUCGAGCGCGGGGUCGGAAGACGUGGCCUCUUGUUCUGGGUGAUCGCGUGUCGAGAUGGUGGAUCGCGGGUUGGAUGGUGUUUUGGAGCGUGGCGUGUACUGCCUUUUGGGGGUUGUCGGGCUGGGUGGUCAUGGUUCCGGUUGGGUUGGCGGGCUGGGUAGGAUGUUGUGUUUUGAGGCGGACUGGGGAUGCGUACGCGUGGAGGUGGUGGUGUGUCUGGCAGGUGGUUUUGUAUGCGUUGCCGGUUUGGUAUUGCUGGGUGGGUGGGUCGUUGGGUUGA
Aspergillus ibericus CBS 121593 is the source of this 831-nucleotide messenger RNA. Its product is annotated as UbiA family prenyltransferase. Bases 1 to 831 code for a protein of 276 amino acids. The record is from RefSeq and is a predicted model, not a curated record. Gene Ontology annotation, molecular function: transferase activity, transferring alkyl or aryl (other than methyl) groups. Gene Ontology annotation, cellular component: membrane. Lineage: Eukaryota; Fungi; Ascomycota; Eurotiomycetes; Eurotiales; Aspergillaceae. The transcript has 2 exons.